Trametes versicolor FP-101664 SS1 is the source of this 684-nucleotide messenger RNA. RefSeq lists its product as uncharacterized. The transcript is spliced from 4 exons. NCBI's taxonomy places the organism in Eukaryota, Fungi, Basidiomycota, Agaricomycetes, Polyporales, Polyporaceae. Bases 69 to 500 code for a protein of 143 amino acids. The record is from RefSeq and is a predicted model, not a curated record.
CCAACCAUCGCCCCUUCUCCCGUCGCCCCCUUCUCGUAUACCACCUCCCACUCCAGUCAACCCUCCCAAUGAUGGACCGCCUCUUCGCACCCCAGAGCGCUGAAGCACAGGCCCAUACACGCCUCACCGAAAACUGGUUCACCUGGGACCAGGAUCACCCGAGCCUCGACGAGACCGUUACCGCCGCAUGCGCCACCUACCAGGCGUUCCAAAGAUAUCUCAGCGGUCGGGAUCUGUACCUGGUGCCGCGCUCGUUUGUCGACCUGGAGGGCGUCCUCCGGAGAUACGCGUACGACGGCAUCCACAACACAGUGGCGAAGUCGCGUUCCGCGCUCGAGCGAGGCGGCUAUGUCAGGAUGUGUCACCUCGUUGAACUGUCCAUCAACAAGGUGCUCAAGGAGAACGACAACGCCUCCUUCCUCCUCGCGAUGCACGCCCCGCGGCAGGAGACGCGCUCCCCUAAGCUGGGGUCGUCCACGCGUUCUAUCAGGAUCAAGUAGUGCGUUUGGGCGCGCCUGGUCUGUUGUUGUCCCUGCUUUGUGAUUCUUCCUUGCUGUUCUGUCCUGCAACUGUACCAUCAUCCGCAACUCGAACGAGUACACUACGCCGGCUCGGUGUGUAAUCUGUAUAUGUACAUGAGACUUUGCCGCGACUCUACUUGUAAUGCUAUUUGCACAUUUUCUU